Tribolium castaneum (red flour beetle) is the source of this 3842-nucleotide messenger RNA. It is a transcript of the gene Tbc1d8-9, whose product is annotated as TBC1 domain family member 8/9. Bases 227 to 3670 code for a protein of 1147 amino acids. NCBI's taxonomy places the organism in Eukaryota, Metazoa, Arthropoda, Insecta, Coleoptera, Tenebrionidae. The record is from RefSeq and is a predicted model, not a curated record. Gene Ontology annotation, molecular function: calcium ion binding. The transcript is spliced from 13 exons.
CCCAACUGUUGACAUUUAACAGCUGUCAGAGUCAAGUCCUGUCUGUUUUUGUAACAUAAGUUCAGUGCGUUUUAUCUAUGAUUUAGUUCUUAUCAAAGUUAAAUACAGUGAGAGAUUCUAUUCAAAAUUGAAAUGCGUUCGUGUGAACUGAAACACGUCGUCAUCGGCAAAAAUCCUCUCACAUUGUGACACUUUCCUAAGAUGUUUAGUUUCUCAACCCAACACCAUGUUCAUUAAACCCCAAGAAGUCCUCCUAGCCAGCCCCUUUUGGGAAACGGAAGAAACGUCAAUAUAUUUUCUAUUGCAACAUCGAAAGGGACAUGGCAAUUCCAAGGGGCUGUCGUCACUUCUUGUGGGCACUAUCGAUAGUAUUUUUGACACUAAACCGGCACCCUACAGGAUUUUGCACCAAACACCGUCGUCCGAAGUCUAUUAUUUAAUUGCAUGUUCUAUGACGAGACAAGAAAUCCUAAAAGACUGGGAUUGGCUCUUUAACAAUGUUUCAGCUACUUUGCACUGCUUUGAUACUGAGGAUGAGAUCACCGACUUCGUUACGUGCAAAAUUGAGUCGGUUAUAGCCACAAGACAAGAAGUUGAUGUUGAGGAUGAGGACUCAAAAUCGUUCAAAGUCACAUCCGACAAAUUUAUUCGGCUUUUCGGUCUCUCGAAAGACGAAAAACUUGUCAACUACUAUUCCUGUUGCUACUGGAAGGGCAAACUGCCGCGCCAAGGAUGGAUGUAUUUGUCUGUACACUAUUGUUGCUUCUAUGCUUUCAUCUUAGGUCUAGACACUAAAGUUUGUAUAAGAUGGUCAGACGUGAUCGAAUUGAGCAAAAAAAAUAGUAUCGUUUUUCCCGAUUCUAUCAAAAUCGCAACGAGGGAAAAAGAAUAUCACUUCAGUAUGUUUCUCACCAAAAAUGAGACUUUCAAACUGAUGGAACAGUUGGUCGAUCUGGCCAUGAAGAGAUUAAUCGACGACAAGAGGAGCUUUAGCGAAGAUAAAGAGCUCUUACACAAGCUAAGCAAAAACGUUCCGAAAAAAGCAUCAUUUCUGAAGCGCGACCUCGACGCCCGCGCCCAAUCCGACGCUUACAAGCUGAUGUUCCGCCUGCCAUCUAGCGAGAAGCUCGACGGUUCAAUCGAUUGCACCUUAAUGACGCCUUACAACAAGAAACACGUCGCUGGCCGCUUAUUCCUCUCCCAAAACUACAUUUGUUUCGAAAGUAGGGUGAAAUCCCAAGUCAGUCUCGUCAUCCCGUUACGCGACGUGAAACUAGCCGAAAAAAUCGAAAACAACGCUUCGAGCCAAUCGCUCGACAAAGCCAUCAUUAUCACCUCCCGAAACGAAUUAAACAAAACCAAUUUCAUCUUCGCACAAAUUCUAGACCGGGAUUUCCUGGUUGAGAAAAUCUCCGAAUUGCUGGCUAAGACGAACACGCCGAGUAGUUCCGAUUCGAUGAGUACGAACAGUGGGAGUUCGGGCGAUGCGCCGCCUAUCGGUCGCGAGGUGACACCGUGGAAGUGCCAGCCGGCCUUAAUGACGGUGUUUCCCCUAAGCCCGAUACCCGAAGUGCACAAGAAGCAACAAGUGAAGGCGAAGGACUGGGAGCUGCAUUUUAAUACUUACGGUCGGGGGGUUUCCAUGUAUCGGACCACGGAAGUUGCGAAGUUGGUGCUUCAGGGAAUCCCCGAUUAUUUGCGGAUGGAUAUAUGGAUGUCGUUUUCGGGGGCGGCCAAUGAGAAGUUGAGCCAUCCGGGGUAUUAUCGCUCGUUGGUCGACAAAGCGCUGCUUCAGAGGUCGACAGCCAACGAUGAGAUUGAGAGGGACCUCCACCGGUCGCUCCCCGAACACCCGGCGUUCCAAAACCAGAUCGGAAUCGAUGCUUUGAGGCGGGUUUUGUGUGCCUAUGCCCUGCAUAACCCGAGCAUUGGCUACUGCCAGGCUAUGAAUAUCGUGGCGUCCGUCCUUUUGAUUUAUUGCUCAGAGGAAGAGGCUUUUUGGUUGCUUGCCACUCUGUGCGAGAACCUGCUCCCCGAUUAUUACAACACUAGGGUUGUGGGGGCGGUCGUGGACCAGGGAAUUCUCGACGACUUAACCGCCGAACAUUUGCCGAGUCUCCACGACAAGUUGAACCAAUUAGGAAUGACGAAUAUGAUUUCGUUGUCGUGGUUUUUAACGAUUUAUUUGUGCGUCAUGCCUUACGAAAGUGCAGUUAAUGUGAUGGAUUGCUUUUUUUACGACGGUGCUAAAGUUAUUUUUCAAGUGGCGUUGAUGUUGUUGGAGUGGAAUCAGGAGAAAUUGCUGGCGUGCAGGGACGAAGGGGAGGCCAUGCAACUACUGGCUGAUUAUCUCAUGGGGGUGUUCAAUGAUGAGGGACGCGGUGCUAUUAGGAAUAAGAAUUACGAUGAGCAAAAAAGGAGCAUUUCAGUGCAGACCCUAAUCUACGAAGCCUACGUCAAGUACGGCUUUCUGACGACGGGUCAGAUCGAGCGUUUGCGCCUCAAACACCGUCUGCGAGUCGUCCAAGACCUGGAAGACACGUCCGAGCGCAACGUCCUACGUUGUGUGAUAGGAGACGGCUAUUUCGGCCAACAAGAGCUCCAAGAGUUGCUAAGUCUAGUCCGUGAGGAGAUUCUAAGUCAGAAGAAACACAUUCCGGAACGCCAUGACCCGUCUUUGCAGCCGUACGAGGCGUACAAAGUCGAUUUCGACUACUUUAAAAUUUUAUUUGCGGCGCUUUCGCCCUGGGGCAAGGGCGAGAACACGGAGUCUUUGGCUGCGAGGAUUUUUUCGUUGUUGGACGCAAAUCGUGAUGGUUAUAUUAAUUUCCGGGAACUUGUUGCUGGAAUUGGGUUAACAGCAAGUGCAGAUCCGGCUCAAAGACUGAAAUUGCUUUACACGAUUCAUUUGCCGCCGCUUUUGUGCAUGUCGGAUAUCGAGUCGCCGACGAAGAAUGAGCACGGGGCUGAGAUUGCGUCCGAGGCCACCGAUUUUUUCGAUAGUGUGGAGCAGAGCGUCAAUUUGGAUUCGCUGAGCUUGCAUUCGGAGGAAGCGUCCACGCCUACGACCUCCUACACCUGGCAAAAAUCGUUCGAAUCUCAAUCUUCGGUGGACAACUCUUUGACGAGUAACAACGGAACGGGGGAAGUCAACUGGGAGAUUAAAAGUUUAACUAACCUGCGCAAUUUAGUCCAAUCAAAGGACAGCAAAAUCAACCUGAAAGCCGUUCCGAAAAUGACGCAACCCCACUUUAUAACACUGUGGAAAACUGUUUACGAUAUUUUCCAAACGGAACCGGAAGAUCAGGAAACGUAUCAUGCCAUAGCAAACGUGGGUACUUUACUGUUAGAAUUAGGCGACGUUGGCAAACAAUUCUUUAUUAAUCGAGACGAGUCUGAUGAUAGUCUUGUCUCGGCAGCUGCUGCUUACAAUCCGGGAAAGGCAGAAGAGUUACAGUCACCUGACAAAAAUGGGAACCCCCUAACCCCCAAAACAGAGAUUCAGUGGUACAUCACAGUGGAGCAGUUCCUAGCAUCGGUGCUAAACGCUCAACCUUUGGUUGAUUUCUUCUCAAAGCGAACGUCGAUUUCCGACGGCAUUCAACAACUGAAAGGGAGGAGAUACACAAGAUAUAACUCGCUUUAUGAAGUACCUGCGAUGAAGGUUUAAUUGUAUUUUAUUACUUUGUAUUUUUUUAAUGACAUUUUACUUCAUUUUUAUAGUCUUGUACAGCUUAUCAAUGUAAAUAUUUACCUACAGGUCUUAUUAUUUUGUAUUUUACUGUAACCUAGUGCAAUGUUUCAUCAAAUUGUUACGUAAAAAUAUACUUUACUAGAAACGU